CCAGCUGCCCCGCUCGCUUUACCCACUAUCGAUCCGGGCGAGUUCACCAAGAAGUUUGCCAACAUGAACAUCUUAACCACCAGCUUCUUGUCACGCGACGCAAAAGAAAAAGAAACGCCGAAUGACAUUGCCCAGAAAUAUGCCCAACUCUCCUUGCAGAUGAUCGAUAGGAAGGAGGAACCAGUGGUACUGGUCAAGCCCGAAAUGUCGAGUAACUUGUCGGUUCGUCUCGCAAGGGUGCUCAACACGCCCAUCAGCAGCGACUCGGCGCUCCAAGAGCUGCUCCGGUCCUUGAAUGACCAUUUCCUGAAAAAGAUACCGACCCCAAAGGCACUGAACGAGUACGAGUAUCGGGAUGACUAUUCAACACAGACCGAUUAUACGCCUCAGGAUGAUUCCGAGGACAUGUUGAUCCGGCCGGGGAUUGUCGGGUCCAUUCACCGUCGCCGCUUGCGAAGCGACUUAGAGGACGACUUGCUCAACCACCACCUUUCCGUGCUCAACACCUUCAAGCCGUUGGUGGCAAAGUUGCGCACCGUUGAACAGAACCUCCAGGAAUUGGAGCGCCUCCACGAAACGUCCGUCGCGGAUUUGAGCACCAGCUACACUCAGCUAGGCGGCGACGAGUUCCACCGCGAAAUCCUCGACUUGCAGCGUGCUCGCCGCACCGUGACGUUUCAAAAGACCCUCUUGGCGAGCUUCCAGGCCAAGUACACAUUGAACGAGUACGAGCAGCACGUGUUGGGCGACCUUGUUCCAGGGUCGGCAAUGGACCCGGACGCUGCCUCCAGCGACGAGUAUUUCCGCGUUCUUGCCAAAGCCGAGGACAUCAGCGAGAACUGUGCGGUGUUGUUGUCGUUAGACAACCCAGACCUCGGCAUGAAGAUUAUGGCCCGGGUGAACGAGCUCAUCGGCUCCUCUCUUGGCAAGCUUGUCUAUUCCAUCGAGAGGUACUUUACCGGUCACUCUACGGCCCUGGCAGCGUCGAUGAAACGCGCGCUCGUGGUGUUGCAGCCCCACCAGCAGUUUCGCACGGUGGUGGACCAGUUGGUCGAUGCCCGAACCAAGGUCUUGACCCGCGAGUUUCAGGCGCAUCUUGACGGUGGCGACGGGGAGGAUAACCGGCCGAUUCUUCUCUCUGCGCACGAUCCCUUGCGCUUCAUCGGCGAUUUGCUCGCCUAUGCUCAUAGCGUGAUUGUGAACGAGUCGGAGACCAUCUCUGGCUUUUUUGAGGCCGACGACUCGAAGGGGACGUUGGAAACCCAUACAGAAACCCUUUCUUCAAUCAAGUACAUCACGGUUCACGUUUUAAACGCAUUGGGCCGGUUGUUGAAGCUCCGCAUCGAGCAGUUGAUCAAGGUGGAGGCCAGUUUGUCCACCAUCUACGAGAUCUAUGGGCUCCUCGAACUCUACACGUUGAUGUUUGCGAAGCAGCUACCCGCCCUGGAGGAUGAAUCCUUGCUCGAUACGCUCCACGGACUCCAGACUGUAGCCCAGGAGCGCAUUUUUGGCAUCACCAAGGACAAGUUGGCCCCCGUCGACACGGAGCAUGACGGGAGCAUGGAACUCUUGCAGCCUCCGGAGUGGAUCGUUGACUUCUACGGCUCCAUCUUGCCGUUGAUCGACCGCAGCACUGAUGAGACGUUCAUGGGCUUCUCUCCCGAGACAAACGCCCAGUUUGUCGCGUUGGUGGUUCAGGAGCCGGUUGAUAUCUUCCUCAAGCAAACCGAUGCGAUGGUAUUUCCCAAAAAGAACAGUUCGGUGAACAGACUCAUCUUGAAGCUGAACUUCUACGACCUCGUGCUCUCGAAAAUCUUGCCCAUUGCGCUCUUGGCGGACAGCGUGUUUACGAUCAGCGAGGAGAUGGGUCGUUGUGUGACGCAGUUGACGGCGUUGGAGUUUGACGUGUUACUUGCCGAGUCCCACUUGACUGACUUUUACAACUUGGUCAACAUGAUCUGUCCGUUCGAGCGCGAUUUCUUUGACGUUUCCAUCUACGAGCCAAUCAAGGAGAACAAGUUGUUUACCCGCGAGACCGUCGCAGCGGUGGACCGCGUAUUAGGGGAGUUCUUGCCGAUGGCGUUGACCGACGUCCAGCAGACGCCGUUGUUGAAGCUUAACUCGCCGACCGCUGCCAACGACAUCAUUACGAACUCGUCCGUGGAGUUUAUCAACUUCUACCAUAAGUUGCAGUUGUUGACGGUGGAGUUUUUGGGUGAGGGUUUCACCUGGAACGACGCUGAGGUGGCAACGUUGUUGGGAGUCGAAGAGGCGUACAAAGAG
Molecule: messenger RNA, 2283 nt
Organism: Babjeviella inositovora NRRL Y-12698
Lineage: Eukaryota; Fungi; Ascomycota; Pichiomycetes; Serinales
Product: Golgi transport complex subunit
Exons: 2
Biological process (GO): intra-Golgi vesicle-mediated transport
Cellular component (GO): COG complex
Source: RefSeq, a predicted model, not a curated record